AUGGGCCAUUUUCAGUCUCCAAAACCAAUAUCAAAUCCAAAAACAGGAUUCGUACAGGCUCGAACUUUGGGAGACAAAUGUUUCCAGGAAAGUCUAAUAUAUUCUUAUGCAGGAAGCGAAGAUUGCUUAUAUCUGAAUAUAUUCACGCCAGAGACUGUUAAUUCUGCGAACAAUACAAAAUAUCCUGUAAUGUUCUGGAUCCAUGGAGGCGCAUUCAACCAAGGAUCAGGAUCUUAUAAUUUUUUUGGACCUGAUUAUUUGAUCAGGGAAGGAAUUAUUUUGGUCACUAUCAACUAUAGAUUAGGAGUUUUCGGUUUUCUAUCAGCGCCGGAAUGGGAUAUCCAUGGAAAUAUGGGUCUAAAAGACCAGAGAUUGGCACUAAAAUGGGUUUACGACAACAUCGAAAAGUUUGGUGGAGACAGAGAAAAAAUUACAAUUGCUGGAGAAUCUGCUGGAGCAGCAAGUGUCCAUUUUCUGAUGAUGGACAACUCGACUAGAAAAUACUACCAAAGGGCCAUUUUGCAGACCUUAAACAGAGUUCCUGAUAGCAACGACCAUGACCGAGACACAGUACCAGUAUUUAAUCCAGUCUUAGAAUCACCAGAAUCUCCAGAUCCAAUAACAUUUCCAUCUGCCUUGGAAAGAAUGAGAAAUGGUGAAUUUCCUGAUGUCGAUGUCAUCAUUGGUUUCAAUAGUGCUGAAGGUUUAAGAUCUAUGGCAAGAGUAACCAGAGGAAACAUGGAAGUUCACAAGACUUUGACAAAUAUAGAAAGGGCUAUACCUAGAGAUGCUAAUAUUUGGAAAAAUCCAAAUGGUAUUGAGGAGAAAAAACUAAUAAAAAUGCUUACAGAGUUUUAUGACCAAGUGAAAGAACAAAACGAUGACAUUGAAGCCUACGUCCAACUAAAAGGCGAUGCUGGUUACCUCCAAGGAAUCUACCGUACCUUGAAAGCCAUAUUUUUCAAUGAAUUCAGAAGGAAUUCCAAUUUGUAUUUGUACAGGUUAUCAGACGAUACGUAUAGUGUAUAUAAAAGUUAUAUCUUGCCCUAUCGAUGGGGUUCCUUGCCAGGAGUUAGUCAUGGUGAUGAUUUAGGAUAUCUAUUUGCAAAUUCGUUGGAUGUUCCUAUUUUGGGAACGACGCACAUUUCUAUACCGCAAGAUGCUAUGCAGACUCUGGAAAGGAUGGUCAGGAUAUGGACCAAUUUUGUGAAGAAUGGAAAACCUACAUCAAACACUGAAGAUGCAUCAUGCGAUACAAAAAGACAUUUAAAUGACAUUUUUUGGGAACCAUACAAGGACGAAGAACCGAAAUAUUUGGACAUGGGAAAAGAAAAUUUUGAAAUGAAAAAUAUUUUGGAACUAAAACGCAUGAUGCUUUGGGAUGAAGUUUAUAGAAAUGAGAAUUUAAGAUUCAGAGUCUGUAAUGAAGAAAGUAUUAGAUGA
Ctenocephalides felis (cat flea) is the source of this 1443-nucleotide messenger RNA. Its product is annotated as acetylcholinesterase-like. The record is from RefSeq and is a predicted model, not a curated record. Lineage: Eukaryota; Metazoa; Arthropoda; Insecta; Siphonaptera; Pulicidae.